This is a messenger RNA of Trypanosoma conorhini, 2664 nucleotides long. RefSeq lists its product as uncharacterized. Gene Ontology annotation, molecular function: DNA binding; ATP binding; ATP hydrolysis activity. Bases 1 to 2664 code for a protein of 887 amino acids. Gene Ontology annotation, cellular component: nucleus. The record is from RefSeq and is a predicted model, not a curated record. The transcript has a single exon. Lineage: Eukaryota; Euglenozoa; Kinetoplastea; Trypanosomatida; Trypanosomatidae.
AUGCGGCGCACUGCAGCCGCGGCGGCGGAGGACGCGGAGGACGCGGAGGCGGUGUGGCUCGCCGCACAGCGCGAGGCGUGUCGCAGCAGCGAGGGCGAGGACGAGGACGAGGAGUUGCUGCGGGGCGUGCCGUGCGCCAACGACGCCGUUCCCGCGGCCGGGGACAUCGCUGUGCAGCGGCAACAACGCCGGCCGCAGCCUGUGGCUCUUGUCGGGGACACCGCGUCUACGACGAACGAGGCGGCGGCGACGGUUUGUGGCCUCUGCGAGUACCCGCCGCUGUCGUUGGUGAGUUUUAUGAUGCGCGGCGACAACGGCGUGGUGCGUUGGCUAACCGCCUCCGGGCUGCCAACGCAGCGGGCCUCGCGGAAGCGCGAGAGGGAACCGGGCGAGGAGGAUGAAGAAAAGGAAGGGGAGGAGCAGGCAAGUGCCGCGCGGGAGCGGCGCAGGCGGCACGGCGGCUUGGGGUACGUGGACGUCCCCGCCCUCUUGCGCCGCCUCUACGACGCGGCGGCGGCGCCUCCGCCCGAGACGCCACCGGCCCUGCCGUCGCCGCCGCCUCAGCAGCAGCAGCAGCAGCAGCAGUCUGCGGCGCAGGAGGAGGCGCUGUGGGUCGUGAGGUACAGGCCCAAGCGGUUUCGCGAGCUGCUCAGCGACGACGGCGUCAACCUCAAGCUGCUGCAGUGGCUGAAGAGCUGGGACGCGUACAUCUUCCAGGACGCCGCCGCGAAAGGGGUCGCAGCGGCGCGGCCGGAGGAGCGUCUUGCGGUUUUGGUGGGCCCGCCGGGUGUUGGGAAGACGACGCUGGCGCACGUCCUCGCCGCCCACUGCGGGUACGAAACCAUCGAGAUUAACGCGAGCGUCGACCGCACCGCGUCGCGGUUGGAGAGCGCCAUACAACUUGCGGUGGCCCCGGCGCGUGGGAGACGCCGCGCCCCCUCCGCCUUUGCCGCCGCCGCCGCCGCCACCGCAACUGUGGACUCCGCGGCAAAGGCGGAAGGGGCGGGCGUGUCGCUUGUGGACCUGCUGCUUCGCCCCAAGUGCCUCAUCAUUGACGAGAUGGACGGCAUCGCCGCGAAUGUGGCGGCCUUCCUCCUGCAGCAGGACAUCCACUGCCCGGUGUUUUGCCUCUGCAAUGACUUUUACGUGCCCUCGCUGCGGUCCCUGCGGCGGCAGUGCCAGCACGUGUACUACCUUCCACCCAUCCGCCCGCAGCGGCUGCUGUCCCGGCUGGGCGAGAUUGCGGCGCGCGAGGGGCUGCCCGUGAGCCAGCCGGCUCUCGCCGAGUUGGCGCAGUCAAGCAACGGCGACGUUCGCUGCUGCCUGAAUACGCUGCAGUUUUUGUACCGCCACGCGUCGCGGGCGGGUGGGAGGGGGGAGGAGGCGCUUCAGUUGAUGCGCGAGAUGCAGGGGAAGGACUCCGCGUUGGGGCUCUGGGACACCUGGAGGCGCGUGUUUGAGAGGCAGGAGCGCGGCAAGUACGUCCACCUCCUCCGCAAGGAGUUCGCCAUGGACUGUGGGCCGACGUUGGCGGCGGACAGCCAUCACGGCACCGCGGCAGAGGCGGCGGAGCCUGCGGCGCCGGGGUUUCGCGUGGAUCCCGGGCACGUGUACGUGUCCCGCGUGGUGCAGCAGUGCCCGGACCCCCGGACGUUGCUGGAGGGGCUGCAGGAGUUUUACCUGCAGCGUGCCUACGCCGACUACUCGUUGGGCAAGACUCAAAGCAUGGCGGAGGCCUUUUGCUUCCAGGACGUCCUCACCACCCGCUCCUACCGCGACGCGGCCGCCGCCGCCCUGAUACCGUUCGCGGAGCAGUACGCCUGCACAACGGCCGCGACGUGCUUCAGCUGCUGCAGCUCCUCACGCCGCACGGGCGCCGGUCUGGGGUUCCCGCGCGAGUCCGCGGGGCUGAGCCGGCGCCUGGCGGAGUCCACGAACAUCGCUCGCACCUUCCGCGACGGCUGCCGCGGCGAGACGGCGGUCCACAUGUCCUCCGUCAACGUCGUUGCGCAGGAAACCGCCCCGCUGCUGCUGCAUGCCUUGCUGGAUGCCUCGCUGCGCGUGCCCGCCCACUCCGUCGCGUCCGUCGCCGCGCUGAGCCCGCGCGACCAGUCGCUGCUGCUGGCCGCCGUUUCCCGCCACGCGGAGUACGGCCUCAGCUACGCCCGCGCCGCGAAGGGCGGGCAUGCGGGCGGCGACGCCGAUGUCGCGCUGGAGGAGCGCUGGGAGCUGACGCCGCCCAUCCACCGCCUCGCGCCGGCCGCCGCGGCGAUGGUGCUGCGGGUGCGGGAGGAGCUGCGGCAGCUGAUGGUGGGGGAAAUACGGCGCUUCGUCAUCCAGCGCGGCGCGCCACGCCUGGCGAGGGCGGGGGCGAAGGGGACCGGCGAGAAGACGCGCGACUUGCAGGCGGCGGCGGCGGCGGCGGCGAAGCACCCGCCCACCGCGGCGCCGCCGGCGCCCCCCGCAGCUGCCACACCCGCAAAGCCCAAGCUAAGCGGGAAGCGGGACUUCUUUGGCCGCCUCGUUUCUGAGGGCGCGGCGAAGGCGGCGGCGACGUGCAUGGGGCCCGCGGCGGCGGCGGCGGCGAAGCUGACCGUGCAGUACACGUACCACGACGGCUGCACCAACGGCGUCCGCAUUCCUGCCGCCUUCUCAGACUUCUAG